AUGAAUUCCAAUAGUACCAUCGGGAAGGUGUCCUUUGGAGAAUCCGAUACGAUAUCUCUGUCAUUCAGGGAACCGAGUAGCAGUCAGAUUUCGUCAUCAACGGAUGCUGCCUUCACAUCUACUUCGACAUUAAUACCCCAACAGGGGAGCCUGACUUCAUUACCCCCUGUUUCCAGUACAGUUAGUUCUGCAUAUUAUUCUCCAAGCUUGACUUCUGAUGAGACCUUGUAUAUGUCCUUCGCUGUGUCUUCGACAAAUACUUUAGUAUCAUCUACCGUCAGCAGUUCAUCGAGCGAGCAAGAUUCGGGAAGCUCCCAAUAUGAUCCAACCACCGCAUCAUACUCAAUAAUUACACCAUCCUUGUCCAUUCUUUCAUCGACGUCAUUAACAUCGUCAACGUUGUCAAUACCGUCGAGAUCGGCAUCGUCAACAUCAACAUUAUCACCAUCAACAACAUCGCAGCCAUUAUCAUGGUCAUCGUUGUCAUCAUCAUGGUCAUCGUUGUCAUCAUCAUGGUCAUCAUCUCUUAUGUUGUCUUCAUCUUCAUUAUCACCAUCUUCACCAUAUUCAGACACUAAAAUGUUUUCGCUCGACAGCAGUUCAUCUAUUUUUUCACCUUCAACACCUACCGCUGUAUCCCCCAGUUACACAUACUUGUCUUCUAUAUCUACAACUUCGUCCCAAAUCAGUGCCACGUCAGAUCUCUCAUCAACUUGGUUUUCAGCAAUUUCGUUGCCUUCUACAACAUCAAAUAAAGACACCACGUUGUCAAGUUCCGAUCGAAAUACAUCCACAUCGGUUUACACAUCAUUCCUUUCUUCAACGACCGAUUUUUCCAUCACAGGUAAAUCAUCCAAGCUCAAUUUAUCGGAUUCAUCCUCGACAGUGUUGACUAGUUCUAAAAGUACGAUUUCCAUGCCAAAGUUAGUUUCUAGUAGAAUAUCCAGCAGUACGUCAUUUCCAAACCGCCCUUCAUCAUCGUCAUCGUCAGAUGAUACAACAGGUGCCUACUUGGGGACGCAUCCUCUUCAGUCAACACUCUCUACUUCUAGCAGCAGUAUAUCACUCACCUCUCAAGUGCCCAGCACUAGUGCGACUUCCACGUCUCCCAUACCAACAUCCAGUCAAGCUUACAAUACUGCAGCUGUUUCAAGCUCCGAAGACUCAAAAACUAUUUAUUAUUUCUAUACCCAAGCAUAUGAUAUUACUGACUCCUCUACAACAUUCGUAACGGGAUUACCUACAACCAUAGCAGUUGCCAAAAGCGAGGUUACCUCAUUUUCCGCUCCAUCUUCAACAAUCACUGCAGACAUGUCCUUUUAUCAGCACUGGCUGGAUGGCAGUUUGGAUAAUAAUCAAAAUCAAGACACUUCAAAGUCAAAUACUGGCACCAUUGUAGGAAGUGUGGUGGGAAGCGUUGGUGGUAUUCUUAUAUGUGCGCUAGUAGUUUGGUUCAUGUUGCUUAGGAAAAGAAAAGCAAAGAGGGAAUUUAAGGAAACCGAUUCUUUCUGUCACGAAAUUGGGCGCAGGACAGGAUUCCCGACAACAGCCCAAGCAAGGAAGGCGUCACUUCAAGCUCAAGAUUCUAGAUCCCAGCAGGCAAACAUUGAGGUUGCUUCCACCAACAAUCCGUUCAGCAACGAAUUUAAUUUUAAGGCAAGGGGAGCUCCUCCCCCAGUACCACCACCAAGAAAUGCUACAUCCAUGAAUGGUUCUUCACAAAAUAUGCGAAGUAAUUUUAUUGACCCGGAAAACAGGUUUUCCUAUGGCUCUUCAUUUACAUAUUCAUCAUUGGGUUCCUCUACCCAAGGCGGUUUCUCUACUCUAUCUUCAAAUUCAAUACGGCUCGGACAUGGGUUAGAUAACAAUGUCUCAAAUGAUGAGAGAAGUUCAGUUCAGAAUAAUUCACAGGGGUUCUUAAGGGAAAUUAUAUGA
Messenger RNA from Saccharomyces paradoxus, 1935 nucleotides. RefSeq names its product Tda7p (gene TDA7). Bases 1 to 1935 code for a protein of 644 amino acids. NCBI's taxonomy places the organism in Eukaryota, Fungi, Ascomycota, Saccharomycetes, Saccharomycetales, Saccharomycetaceae. The transcript has a single exon. The record is from RefSeq and is a predicted model, not a curated record.